AUGAGUAAAGCUACCCCGAACAAGAACGUAGCUCCUAACACCGAUGGUUUCGCUAAAAGCACUUUUACCCUCACCUUUGUAGUAGAAAUACUGGGUCUGGAUGUGUGGCACGAUUGUAACGAAGGUUGGUUAGAUUUGGGAUCGUGCUAUCAAUCUAUGAAAAUUCAGUAUCAAUUAUAUCCAGGUCAAUCUUUUGAUGUUGAUGUAUUAGUUUGGCCGCACGUCGUUAAGUUAUGGUGUGGUAUGCAUUAUGGCUGGGCUAGGACUUGGCAGUUUUUAGAAAGACGCUGGUUCGCCUUUUCAAUACGCCAUGCUUUUCCUGUUCGUGUAGUGGAUUUUCGAUCUUACAUCGCGACCGUAACACAUACUUUGGGAUUUGGAACACUUGGUGCAAAUGCCAAAAAUGAUAAAAAUGUGGAAGUGUAUCUACCGCCCUUGAGAUUUGGGGAAAGGAGAUACUUUGCUGGUGUAAUUGAAUCUGAACACAGCGUGGACGCUUUCUUACAAGAAAUGAUUUGGCAGGGAGUCAGAGAAUUUAUACCAUCCUCCUAUUUGGAUGGCGUGUUUGAUGUCCCUCAAGUUGUCAGAGACGUCAGACAUCAAGACGCGGUGAUUUCCGCCGUGCAAGAGACCAUUUUAAAUAGGAUGUGUCCAGUGUCGGAGGAAGAAGUUAUAGAACCGGAGGAAGUUUCCAAACCCAGAGACAGGCGUGAAUCGAAAUUUCCGAAAGACAAAGAAAAAGAGAAAAAGAAAGUCGUAGACGCGCCAAAGGCGAAAUAUGAAAUCAAACUUGCCGGUGAUUCAAUUCUCGCUGCUACUGGAAGAAUCACUCAGUUUGAAACAGUAGGAGAUCGUCCGAUUGACUUGGGCGAAAUUAUUGUUAUGAUUACAUCCAACAAUCUUCCUGCUCAAGAUGACCAUCCUAUUAUCUUCGUCAAUGUAGAGAACUUAUGCGAUAUACCUACAGCUGAACUUAAAAGAUUAAGGCAAUAA
Molecule: messenger RNA, 993 nt
Organism: Leptosia nina
Lineage: Eukaryota; Metazoa; Arthropoda; Insecta; Lepidoptera; Pieridae
Source: the annotation of a GenBank genome assembly